UGUUGAAAUAAGUUGAAUGUUCCGGCAGUGAACGCAACGCAUGUUCGUGAGACGCUUCGUUUUCAUUGUUAAAUCCGAUACCAUUUACUAAUUCAGUAAUUCUGUAUUUAUACAGAAUACAUAGAUACAAUUUCUGUGUUACUUUAGUGGAAAUUGAAAUUAUUUCCAAUUGAGCAAUUAAAAUGACAGACGUAGCGAAAAAGGUCCAGGAUUAUAAAGACUCCCUUAAGCAAAAAGCGGAGCACCUUAUUAUUAAAGGCUUUCCAGAAAAAAUUGUAAAGCUAAAUGAACUUCUAGAAACACCACAUUUUCAAAACAGAGAAUUAGUUGAUGUUCACCAGGACCUAAACAUUCCAAAACCACCUCCAGCCCAAUCAUCUAAUGAACCAAACGCAAAACGUCCUAGAGUAGAUUCAUCUGAAGUCUCUAGCAAUUCUUCUAUAGAUGGUACCAGGGUAUAUGCAUUGCCAAAUGGAACUGUACCAUGUAAUAAACCACUUUGUGAUCUCAUACAUAUUGUGAAACCAUACAUCAGAGAACUUAUUGAGGAUUCCAAUUUGCUGAAAAUGUGGAUUUCAUUUAUGAUUCCAAAAAUUGAAGACGGAAACAACUUUGGUGUAUCCAUACAAGAGGACACAUUAGCUGAGGUUCAAUCUGUAGAGUCAGAAGCAGCUGCAUUCUUUGAUCAAAUCUCGCGAUAUUUUAUAUCGAGAGCAAAGAUUGUAUCAAAAGUGGCUAAAUAUCCACAUAUUGAUGAUUACAGGAGAGCUGUACAAGAGUUGGACGAGAAGGAAUACAUCUCAUUGUGGCUAGUGAUGUGUGAGAUCCGCAACCGCUACUGCUCGCUGCACGAUAUCGUCAUCAAGAAUCUGGAGAAAAUAAAAAAGCCGCGCUCUUCUAACGCAGAAUCGUUAUAUUAGGCUGUAACAUUAAUCUCAUUUGUAAUUUUUAGUCACACAAGAGCGGCUUGUGAGUAAGUUAAGUGGAAAUGCGCAGUUGUCAUUCACUAGAUAAUUCUAAAAUUAAAAUAUUUCAAAACGGAAUAUUUACUGCAAAUGUUUAACUAUUCCGAUGUUUGGACGCAUUAGACCCGUUAUAAACUACUAACAAUAUUUAAAACCGUAAUAGUUGUAAGUCGUAAUACAUGUUAUUUGUAGAAUCCGAUUUUUGCUCCCGUCACUGACGUCAUCACAGUGAUGUGUUCAGCUCACUUUGAUUACUUCAAUAGAAUCAAACCUAUUGGUUCUUCUGGGCUUAAAAAUUUAUGUAGCUAUGUUGCUUAUGCCCUAACCAACGUUUACAAUAUAUUAAUAUUUUCUAUUUUUAAAUUUAAUUAUUAUUAUUUUCCAUUAAUUGUCGUUAAUUGAGUACUUAGUGAAAUCAAUUUACUUUUUUCUCAGCCGCAACAUUACAAAUAAUAUUAUUAUAUUUUAUUGCCGUGCAUAAUAUUAUUGUGCAAAUAAAUAAUUAUUAAUUGUAGAUAUAUAAUCCAAAAAAUUAAAAACAGACAAAAAUUGUAUAAGUUAAAACUACAGUAAAAAAAUCCGAAUCUUGCAAUAUAGAAGAAUCUGAACAGACAUCACAAAAUACUAUAAUGAAUAAUUUAUUAUAAAAAUUAAACUUAUUAAAUUCUUAACUUUAGUACUAAAUUAAACUAAGAUUUGUAAACUGCACUCCUUCAUUAAGAAAGUAUAAUAUUGGCAUCUUUUGUGAAAUUAUUUAAACUAUUAAAAUAUAAUUAAUUUUAAUAUUAGUUAGCAUUUUAAAGACAUUGUUACCCGUUUCUAAAAUCAAAGGUUAAACAGUAUUUUUUUUAAACUGGUACUGUUCCAAUAUGUUCCUGUUAUAGUUUUGAGAUUAAUAUCAUCCUAAAACCAUUUUUGUUGAAAGCCUUUUAGCAUCGUGUGAUAAGUUAUAAUGUUUAUGAAAACUAGCUUAUAUAUUUAUGAUACAAUUGAAUUCAGAAUUCAUAAAUUAUAGUAAUAAGUACUUAGAAGUAAAAUUAUAUUUACAUUGGAACAGUUAUGAAAAACUUAAGCCAAAGUGCGUUUUCGGUUAUGUUAUGUUGCACACGAUUCCUGUAGAUUUGGUGAUAUUUCUACUCACAAACUGUAAUAAAUGAAUUUGUAAUGA
Leptidea sinapis is the source of this 2133-nucleotide messenger RNA. It is a transcript of the gene REG, whose product is annotated as proteasome activator complex subunit 3. Gene Ontology annotation, biological process: positive regulation of endopeptidase activity; regulation of proteasomal protein catabolic process; regulation of G1/S transition of mitotic cell cycle. The transcript has 5 exons. Bases 183 to 920 code for a protein of 245 amino acids. Gene Ontology annotation, molecular function: endopeptidase activator activity. Gene Ontology annotation, cellular component: nucleoplasm; cytoplasm; proteasome activator complex. The record is from RefSeq and is a predicted model, not a curated record. NCBI's taxonomy places the organism in Eukaryota, Metazoa, Arthropoda, Insecta, Lepidoptera, Pieridae.